AUGAUGUUUUACGUUUUUGUUCAUGAACAGAUCGAUGUUGCUAUUGUCGAAGUAGGCAUUGGGGGAGAACAUGAUUGUACAAAUGUUAUCAAAACUCCAAUUGUAUGUGGCAUAACAUCAUUAGGCUUAGAUCAUGUUAAACUAUUGGGUAAUACCAUUGAACAAAUUGCAUGGCAAAAAGCUGGAAUAUUUAAGCCAGAUGUUCCAGCUGUUACUGUACCACAAGUAUCUGAGGCUAUGCGUGUUUUAAAUGAAAGAGCUGAAGAAAGACAUUGUUCAUUAGAAAUCGCACCUCCAUUAAAUCAUUAUCCAAAUUAUCCAUUUCAACUUUCACUUGCUGGAGAUGUACAAGAAAUCAAUGCUUCGUUAGCAAUAGAAUUAGUUUUUCAUUGGCUACAUGCUCGAGAAGGACAAUCGUAUGAUAAACUUAGAGCUGCACCAUUAAAUGAAAAAAUUCUUCAAGGUUUAGCAUCAUGUCGUUGGUCAGGUCGUAAUGAAAUAGUUGAUACACCGAGUGCAACAUAUUAUGUUGACGGUGCACAUACUAUUGAAUCAAUAGAACAAUGUAAAAAUUGGUUCACUAAUUCAUUAUCAAAACAAAAUAAAUCAGAGAGACUUAUUCUGUUAUUUUAUUGUUCAAAUGAUCGACAACCAGAUGUAUUACUUCAACCUUUAAUGAAAUGCAAAUUUGAUUCUGUUGCCUUUUGUUCACCGAUUACUUCACUACCAACUAUCAAUGAUAAAAAUUCUCAAACAGAUACAAAACCUGGCAAUGAUCAAUGGCGAGCAACAGCAAAUAUUGUUAGUGAAAUAGGUCGUCUUUCAUUACAUGUAGCUGCAUUUGAAAAACUUUGGUUAUCAACAAUUGAAAAUCAAACAACAAUACCAUCGAUACAUUGUUUUCAUACCGUAUCACAAGCAAUAGCAUGGAUUGAUGAUAGUAAAUCAUCAAAACCAUCUGUUUUAGUUACCGGUAGUCUGUAUUUAGUCGGUGCAGUCUUGAAAUUGCUGGAUAAAAAUGAUAGCAAUAUGUGA
Rotaria sp. Silwood1 is the source of this 1035-nucleotide messenger RNA. The record is from the annotation of a GenBank genome assembly. NCBI's taxonomy places the organism in Eukaryota, Metazoa, Rotifera, Eurotatoria, Philodinida, Philodinidae.